AUGCUCGUUGCUCCUCUCGUCCGCUCGGGACGUCUCGCUUCCCGUGCGCUUCGCACCGCUGCUUGUUGCAGCAACAACACUAAUCGUCGCAGCUUGCACACCUGCCCACCAACACCCGAGGUCCUCUCCCAAGGCUGCGCUCCCUUCCUCUCCGGUUCGACAGUCAGGCAAAUCUCGCAAGGAUGGCAAGGUGGUCUGCUCAACCUUCUCAACCAACAAGUUCGUGAUACCGAAUUCGCCUCUUCCUCCAUUGUAGAAACCGUCAUCGGUCUCUCUCAGAACCGAGAAAAGGUCCUCGCCUUCAACUACGCUUCCCAGGCGCUCAACAACGCCUUCUUCCUCUCCACAUUGACGCCUCAGGAUCGAUUGCGUAACUCUACACCGCUUCCCAGGCUUGCCACUGCCAUCUCGAAAAGCUUCAACAGUUUCCCCGAAAUGUGUCUCGCUUUCUCGUCUGCAGCUUACGCUAUGGCCGCAAGCGGUUGGGUCUGGUUGGUCACCGAUCAACACAAGAACUUGGGUGUUGUUCCCACUUUCGGCUCUGGCACCGUCAUCGUUCAGAACCGCAUGCAGCAAGGAAAGGACUUCCUCCUUCCCAGCAUCAACGAUCAGUCAACCGGAUCAACAGAUGCAGCUACCAACGCUUCAGCAACAUCGUCCGAACGCCCAUCUCGUCCCGCUGAAUCGCUCUUUGGUGGCCUUGGCAUCUCGGAUAAGGUCGGCAAAGAGCUCUACCCUUUGCUCAACAUCAGCGUCCACGAGCACGCCUGGCUCAACGAUUACGGUAUCAUGGGUAAGGAGGAAUACUUGACCCGUUUCUGGAACUGCGUCAACUGGGAUAAGGUCGAGCAACGUUUCGAUUCCUACUGCCCUCCACCCGCGCGAUACAUGUAG
This is a messenger RNA of Ustilago hordei, 894 nucleotides long. RefSeq lists its product as uncharacterized. The transcript has a single exon. The coding region runs from base 1 to 894 and encodes 297 amino acids. The record is from RefSeq and is a predicted model, not a curated record. Gene Ontology annotation, biological process: superoxide metabolic process. Lineage: Eukaryota; Fungi; Basidiomycota; Ustilaginomycetes; Ustilaginales; Ustilaginaceae. Gene Ontology annotation, molecular function: superoxide dismutase activity; metal ion binding.